This is a messenger RNA of Paramecium primaurelia, 524 nucleotides long. The record is from the annotation of a GenBank genome assembly. NCBI's taxonomy places the organism in Eukaryota, Ciliophora, Oligohymenophorea, Peniculida, Parameciidae.
AUGAAAAACACUUAAACUUAGGAUUAAAUAAAGGUUCGUAAAUCCCCAUACAAGUCUAUAGAGCAUAAAUAAAUUUCUUUUUCAUAAAGAAAUACUGAAUUUUUUCAGAGGCAAUAGCUGUAUGAUGAUUUAAAUAACUCAAAUCAAUUCAAAAUAGAACAAUUUAAAUUUAUUGGAACAUAAAAAGGAAAUAUUCAGAGCAAGUUUAAGGAAGUGAUUGAAUCUGCAAAAUCUAAAUUUGCUUCAUCUCCAAAUAAUCAUAAAAAUACUAUUAUACAUCAAUAAUAAAACUCAAUGAAAGAAAUAGUUGAAUAGUUGAGAAAACAGAAAAGAACUAACAACAUUUAACUUAAAAAUAAUGAAAACAGCCUCAAAAAAAUAAACUAGUUAAAUUUAAAUUACUUUUUGGUUAUAGCAAUAACCUUAAUAUGCUAUUUAGUUGUACUUCUUGAAAUGAUUAGACCAGAAAGAANUACAAUGGGGCAAUCUUAUAUAUUUGUAUCAUUGAUUUUUUUUAAUUAUGA